Vanessa atalanta (red admiral) is the source of this 7226-nucleotide messenger RNA. It is a transcript of the gene Evi5, whose product is annotated as ecotropic viral integration site 5 ortholog. The transcript has 17 exons. Lineage: Eukaryota; Metazoa; Arthropoda; Insecta; Lepidoptera; Nymphalidae. The coding region runs from base 198 to 2672 and encodes 824 amino acids. The record is from RefSeq and is a predicted model, not a curated record.
UCACAGUUCUGCCAGCUGGGCGGUUCCAAUUUUUUCAUAUUUAUAUUAUAAUUAAACAAAACAAAUUAUUCUUGCCAUUGUGUGCCUACGCAACAAAAUUUAAUGUUCGAGCCAGCGCCAACCGUGACGUGUACAUCGACUUUUACUCUAAUUAAAGAGAGGUGCUCGAGUGCCCGCUAUAUGGCAGAGGCCUCAACAUGAAGGUGGACGUGGACGGCCGGGAAGCAGCAGCCUGCAGUGCUACUCCGAUUGCUAGUAAUACAGAGUCGCCUGUCUCAUUCCUUGACGACUGCGGUGUAAACACCUCAGAUCCGAUCCCGACGCCCGAGCAGGCAUUGCUCGCCAAACUGGAGGAGGAAAACCGGAGAAUCGAGGCGGACGCAAAGUGCCCCUCGCUAACCACCGUGCACAGUCGCAAGAGUUCCGAUACAUCACAGAUAUCGUUAGCUUCGGCGACAAGCUCGAGCCAUGAAGAAGCAAAGGUCGAGAGCAACGGUGAAGAAGAUUUAUGGGGUCUCUGGGGCAGACUGGUCAGCAAUUGGGAGACGGAGUGGCGUCGCCGCAACCAGUUCGUGCGAGAUCUCGUGCGACAGGGGGUUCCUCAUCAUUUCAGAGGCAUCGUUUGGCAGCUACUAGCAGGAGUCGAUGCCUCCCCCGAUAAGAAACUAUACGCGUCUUAUAUUAAGGCCAAAUCAGCUUGUGAAAAGGUGAUUCGUCGUGAUAUUGCUCGCACCUACCCAGAGCACGAUUUCUUCAAAGAAAAAGAUGGCCUAGGGCAGGAGUCCCUUUUUAAUGUAAUGAAGGCGUACUCGCUCCACGACAGAGAAGUCGGCUACUGCCAAGGCUCUGGUUUUAUUGUUGGACUUCUAUUAAUGCAGAUGCCUGAGGAGGAAGCUUUUGCAGUGCUGUUAAAGAUAAUGCAGCAUCAUCGGAUGCGUGACAUGUUUAAGCCGAGUAUGGCUGAACUCGGCUUGUGCAUGUUCCAACUCGAGAACCUCGUUCAAGAACUCUUACCUGAUCUCCACGUACAUUUUCAGUCUCAGAGCUUCAGUACAUCAAUAUACGCCAGUAGCUGGUUCCUGACACUGUUCACGACUACACUCUCGCUACCGCUAGCUUGUCGUAUCAUGGAUGUAUUCCUGUCCGAAGGCAUAGAGAUUGUGUUCAAGGUCGCUCUUGCGUUGCUCACGCUUGGCAAAAAUGAUCUUUUGUCGUUGGACAUGGAAAGCAUUUUAAAGUACAUGCAGAAAGAGUUGCCGUCGAAAGCGGAGGCCGAUCAGGACGCGUUUAUGAAUCUCGCAUAUUCAAUCAAAGUUAAUCCUAAGAAAAUGAAGAAAUUAGAAAAGGAAUACACGGUUAUAAAAACGAAGGAGCAAGGGGACAUUGCUGUGCUCAGAUGUCUCCGCCAAGAGAAUCGGCUACUCAAACAACGGGUUGAACUGCUCGAGAAAGAAAGUUCGGCGCUCGCAGAACGAUUGGUUCAAGGUCAAGUGGACCGAGCCGAGGGUGAAGAAGAGACGUUCGCCUUAGCGCGAGAGGUUCAAGCAUUGAGACGCGCUAAUAUGGACGCUCAACAGAGAUUAGCAGUGGCCCAAGAUGAAAUCAGAAGCUUGGAAAUGACCAUCGCAGAGAACAAUUCCCGUCAAUCAUCUCUAGAAGGCACAGAAGGUAACAACGCAAAAGGCGAAGAACUCGCACGAUGUCUUCAACGAGAACUCGUUCGUGCGAGACUGGACGCGGCAGAGAGACAGGCUGCCGAGAGAGAACUGAACGCUAGGAUCGCAGAACUAGAGAAUGAAAAUAAAAUGUUAAGAAAACAACGCGUAGACAAUAAUGUUGCUCACUUGCAGGACGAGUUGAUAGCAGUAAAACUUCGCGAAGCAGAAGCUAAUCUUUCGUUAAAGGAUCUACGACAACGUGUCACAGAAUUAUCAGAUGCUUGGCAAAAGCAUUUGCAGGAACAUAAACAAGAAGCACCGCCGCCCCCCGCUCAGUCGAAUGUUGUAUCAGAUAUAAUGGCAACACCUAAAAAGUUACUGCGUGCCUGGGAAGGCAGGUCCACGGACAUGCAGAAACUUGAAGAGGAACUAAUGACUAUUAGGAUAAAGGAAGUCGAAGCACUUACUGAAUUAAAGGAGCUCAGACUUAAGGAAAUGGAGCUCCGGACACAAGUGCAGGUGUCGACGAAUCAGCUUCGCAGGCAGGACGAGGAACUAAGGCAGCUACGUGAAUCACUCGACUCUGCACUGCAGAGGGAACGGACGCUGCAGACCAGGCAGAGGGAGUUCCAGCACAAAUAUUCGGACCUCGAGAGCAAGGCGAAAUAUGAAUCAAUGCAAGCUAAUAUAAGAAACAUGGAAGACGCUCAGAGAAUAGCCGAAUUAGAAACUGAAGUAUCAGAAUAUAAGCUAAAAAAUGAAGUGAUGGCGACUGAGGGAGAAUUACGAUGUAAUAAUAUGGACGAUUCAGACCGAGUUCGCGAAUUGCAGGAACAAGUCGCCGAACUGAAGGCUGAGGUCGUGAGGUUAGAGGCGUGGAAGGCGCGCGUGCUGGGCCGUUCGCUCAGUCGCACCACCUCCUUCGAAGACGACAUCGAAGAUGACGAUAAGCUAAAUCUCAUCCUGCGGAGGGAAUCCUCAACAUCGCUCGACCACAUCAGAAAGACUACGUAGCACGCAUUACACUUGUGGAACUUGAUCGUAUAUUUUUUUUAAUGAAUUAUCCUUAUCUUUAUUGAUCGCGCAGCUUUCUUAACUAUUGUACUUAUUUAUUAUAUGUAUAUUUACAUAACACAUAUACAUAGUUUAGAUGCCAAUAAAAAUAACAUCGGCGACUAUUUUAUUGUACAAUCUCUAAAUUUGACUUAAAUUAUUGCUAUCCCUUUCUACAUAGCAUGUUAGACAGAGAUGGCAAUGUGUUAUUGCUAUGAAAUUAAUUUAGUUUAUAAUAAUCUGUGGACGGCAGAACGUGCAUCAGUGAAUGUUUUUAAUGUAAAUUAUAAUUUGACGAUAAAUUAACGUUUUUAUGUGUAUAUUUGCAAGUUGAAUGUAUGCGCGCAUGCAUGUGUGUCUAUAUGUAUAAAUAUUACUACUUGUGUUUGACCGUCUCUUGAUGGUUUCAAUAUUUAUUUUUUUCAAAUAUUUUUUAUUUAAAUCAUUGUAUUAUUGUGAUGAAAACAAAGAGCCUAUUUUUUAUGUACAACUAAAACAAGUUCCGAAUAAAUCUUCUGUAAUAUUGUGGUCGUAAAAUAUUUUCAAAUUUAAUAGUAAGGCAACUUAUUUACUACGACGUCAUUUUUAUAUAUUUAUAUAAAAUUGUAGACAUUUUCAUGUUAGUCGAUUAUGAUAAAGUAUUUCACAAGAUUUGAUAACGAACUAAGUAUAAAAAAUAUAUAUAAAUAUAUCAUUGACCGGUUUCUCGUGAUAAUUUAAUUGAAUUCAAUUAUAAAAUCAAUUAUUUAAUGUUUAUCAAAAAUGAAAUCCUUAAACAAAUUUCCAAUAAAUAAACAUUAAUACAUACAGAUAAAAAAUGAUAUAAAUAUAUAUGUAUGUAUGUUCACAUUACUUAGAAUCGAUCAAAUCUCACGACGUUUCUAAACAAGAUGUAGUAUAUAAGAAUAAAUUAGGCAAGGGAGACAACAAUAGCAUGUUGUCCCUGUCCUAUUGUGUAGAGAUUAUAGUCGGUAAAAACAUUGAUAAAUAAUUUGAUAUCUCAAAUAACCGUAAUUGGAUUUAAACGCAAUUAGUCAAUUUGAAAUCGUACUAGACUAGCCGCAACACAUGUCUGCCAAUAUAUUCCUUAGGUGAAUUAAAUAUCUAGCUAGCGUCGCACUACAAAAGAACUACAAAAAUGAGCCAACUUUAUUGUAUUGGAAUGCGUUGGUGACAGACUAUAUAGACAUAUAAAUUAUCAAAGUGUAAUUCAAUCGUUAAAUCAAUAAGUCUGAUUUAAUCGCCUCAUCAAACAAAAUGUGCCGAAUGAUGAUUUUACUGUACGCAAUCUCUGAAACCCAAACAGCAGUAUUUAUGUUGUAUGUAUGAGGCUGAGUGAGCCGUUAUAGUUACUCAAGGCGUUGUCAUCAUCAUCAAUGAUGCAUUAACUAAUAUAUGGGUGAUGAUUACGUGACCCAUUUGCCAGUUAUACUCUUACUUACAUUAAAUUGAUAGACAGGGACAGAUCUUCAAAAAUAUUGCCAUUUCUUUCGAAUGUGCUGUGUCAAAAAGAGAAAGGCAUUGAUCGUGUCAUAUGAUCUAUUCGGUAUUAGGAUUGCGUACAAUAGAAUCGAUCGCGUAAACUAUGUAUCAAAACAUAUAACUCGCUUACUAAUAAGAAGUUAGAAUUAAAAUGUUUCAAUUAAAAAGGGCGUUCAUAGUAUCUUGUUGCGGCUAAUCUUUUAAGUGAAAUGUAUUCAAAGUAAUGCACGUAUUUCUCUAGAAGUUUUUCAUUGUUAGAUUAGUGUUUAAUAUCGUUUAUACUCUCUUAGUCUAGAUAACAAUAGUGUCCAAUUCCCGAUGCCAAGUUUGUAGAUCAUUAUUAUCUUAUUCUCAAUUUAUAUGUACGAACGAAUUUAGAAAUCCUAAUUAUGUAUGACGGUAGUUAUAAAAUCUAGUUACUUUGUUAUUGAGCAAUUUCAUCAAAAUUUGCUCUGAAAACGAGUUCACUUAAAUUUUUUUUAUAUAUAUUAUAGGACCACCCCGGUGAUCUUUUUUUUUAUAAACACACAUGACACAAUUUAAAUUAAUGACCAUUAAUUAUAAAACGGUAACAAAGAACAGUUGACGUGUUUGUAUUUAGAGAAAAAAUCGAAUUCGUUUAUUUUAAUAUGUUCCAACAAUCCCUUUUUUGGUUCUCGACCUUAUGAGUAUUUUUGUUGUUUAUUCUUUUUCAGUAUUAAUAUGUAAUUUAUAAGCUUGUUUACAUAAACACUGAAUCCUUUAUAUCAAUAUAUUAUAUUCUUUAUUUGACGAUUAUAAUAAAUAAAUUAAGUAAAUCAUCAAUUCUAACAAAUGUGACAUCGUCCUUAUAGUGACAUUCCAUUAUGCUUAUAAUUUUAUAAGUUUUUUAUGGUUGUGUGGGUAUAUGUUGUUUUUAGGAUUAGUUUAAUGUAUUCAUAUAUAUCAUUCCUUAGGUCAAGGAAUUACUCCAAUCCGAAUUAUCUUGACUUUCCCAAACUCAUAUUACAAAAAUAUGUGAAAUAUAACUGACUUAUAUUUUUUUUUUAUUAUUAUUAUAAUCAAAAAACGAAUCGCUUUAGUCGUUAUUAAAAAAUAUGACUAAAUUUUUAUAAUUUUAUUAUGUAUUUAAACUUGGAUUUAUUAAUUGAUAAAUGUCCUCAACAUAAUCUCACGACAGACGGAUAUAAUACGUCAUACUAACAUUUAACAUGAUUGUAUGUACUUAGUUAAUUAUUUACUUGUUGUUUUAGGUUUUAAGUUUUUUUUUUUAAAUAUUGAAUGUCAAUACUCAUUUAAGUCGUCCUAAAUCCAUAUACAACAUACCAUAGAUAAUUUUUCAAACAAUAACAAAUUAAAAUGGUACCAUAAAUGGUACUUAGUGUGUAUCUUAAUUAAACAAAAUAUAUACCUUACACCUUAUUAUUUACGCUCUCUAAAUUAUAUUUUAUUUGCCAUUUUGGGAAUCAUAUUAAAAAUAAAAUAUCGUCAAUUAAAACCCGAAAGCAAUAACGUGUUAAUAUAUUUUUGUAGCCACCAAACAAUUUUACGUGUAAGAUUCAUAAGUAUUCUAGAAGGAAAUGCACAGCUUAACCAAAUAAAAUUCUUAUUCCCUUUGCGUAAAGUAAAACAUCAUCUAUUAUUAUAAUUAAUAUAUUCAUCGUUAUCUCUUAUUUCGAAUUUUAAAAUAAUUUUAUUUAAGCGAAAGUAUUUUAUUUAUAAUAAAAUAAUAAUAGAUUACAUUUUUUGUAGUAACGUUUUAAUAAAUAAAAUAAAUACAAAAUUUAUCUUUCCGGCGUUAUGAAUGUAUCUUCUUUGGCAGUUAUUAUUUAUAAUUUGUAUGAUUUAAUUGUUAAUUAAGAAUAAACAAUGAUGUCAAUAUGAAUAAAUAUUCCCCAGAUAUAAUAUAUUUUAAAACGUAUUAUAUUUUAUAGUUUUAUGUAAAUUUAUUAGAGAUUUUAUGUAUAGAUUUUUUUUAUGAUUGACAUAGAAUUUCUUUCUAGCGAAACGUUCGUGCAAUAGCAAAAUCUUAUUAAUUUAUAAAUAUUAUUUUGUUGUAUUCAUAUAUUUGUUAAGACAUUAUUAAAUAUUGGUCUCGAAUUUCAUUUUAAUUGAAUCAUCGCUUGAGUUAAUCAGUACCAGCUAUCAAAUACUCUUCGAAUUUAAUAAAUAUAGAAAGCACAUUGUACCAUUUUUGGAACCUAGUCCUUUUUUACGUUUGCAACGUAGUCAUUUUUUACUAAAAAAGUAAAAAAGGACUACGUUGAAUUUUCUUUGUCUAUAGUUAACUAUGUUUAAACUUUUCAAUUUUUAUAUAUUUUCACUUCUAUAACUUCUUUAUAUUUAAAACUGAUCAUACCAUAUCCUUUACUUAUACUUUAUGCAUAAUAGUUCAGUCCUAGGUGUCCAUUGUAUAAUAAAAUAAUAAUAAAUUAAAAAUGAACACGAUGGCGUUUUCUCUAUUUAUUAAUUUCGAAUCAGAUUAAAAAUGUGACAUUAUAUUUUAAUUUCUAUUUUAUUUUUUAUUCGCAAAUAUUGUUUGCGAUACCAAGUGAAAAAUCAGUUUAUAUUCUGUUCAGUUAUAAUCGUCUCGUAACACACCGUAUAAUGUAAUAUGAAUAAUCGAUAACAUUAACUAGAGUUCGACUUUUAUUCAAAGAAUUACCCAAAGACUGUUCUUAUUCGGUCAAUAGCAGCAAGAUUUAUGUAUUAUUCAUCUGAGUUGUGAAGUUAAUACCAUCACUUCGCGAACCGUAGAUUUUAUAUCGUCAUCAUAUUAAUUUGAGUGUUAUUUCUAUUGCAACAAGUUAAAUAUAGAUGUUAUCAUAAUUAUAAGAAAAAUAAUAUAUUGUUUCCUGUAAGUUAUGUUUAUAAAAUAUCAGCUUGAUUAUGACAAGGCCUAUAUUUAAUAUUGGUUAACAUUUAUACUAGAUACCUUAAUUAAUUAAUGUGAUGAUGACGUAAUAUAUUUUGAAAUGGGAACUUAUAUUUUUUCGUAAUUAUUGGUAUAAGUAGAUUCAAACUGUAACCUCGUGUAUUUUAAGUAAUAAAUUA